Molecule: messenger RNA, 1402 nt
Organism: Leptopilina boulardi
Lineage: Eukaryota; Metazoa; Arthropoda; Insecta; Hymenoptera; Figitidae
Gene: Mob4
Product: MOB kinase activator-like 4
Exons: 4
Coding region: 77-742 (221 amino acids)
Cellular component (GO): cytoplasm
Source: RefSeq, a predicted model, not a curated record
CUCCUAGUCUCUUAUUAGAAUUUUUCCACUCUAUGCUACAAAUUAUACUCCUCGGUCAAGUGCAACAACUGGCAAAAUGAAGAUGGCGGAAGGAUCCACAAUUUCAAGAAGGAAUAGGCCCGGAACGAAGGCAAAGGACUUUUGUAGAUGGCCCGACGAGCCAUUCGAAGAAAUGGACAGCACACUUGCUGUUCAACAAUAUAUUCAACAAAUGAUAAGAAAAGAUCCUUCAAGUAUCGAUUUAAUACUUAAUAUGCCGGAAGCACAGGAUGAGGGUGUUUGGAAAUAUGAACAUCUCAGACAAUUUUGUAUGGAAUUAAAUGGAUUGGCAGUUAGAUUACAGGAAGAUUGUAAUCCAAAUGCUUGUACACAAAUGACGGCUACCGAACAAUGGAUAUUUUUAUGUGCAGCCCAUAAAACACCUAAAGAAUGUCCGGCAAUUGACUAUACACGACAUACAUUGGACGGUGCAGCGUGUUUAUUAAACAGCAAUAAAUAUUUUCCCAGCAGAGUAAGCAUUAAGGAAUCUUCAGUCGCUAAACUUGGAUCAGUUUGCCGUAGAGUGUACAGAAUUUUUUCACACGCUUAUUUUCAUCAUCGAACAAUAUUCGAUGAAUUUGAAAAUGAAACCUUUCUUUGUCGAAGAUUUACGGCUUUUGUAACGAAAUACAAUCUAAUGUCGAAAGACAAUUUAAUAGUUCCAAUAAUGGAAGAGGAGGGACCGACCGAAAGUGAGGCAUAAAGAAAAAGAAAAUUUUAUUUAAGAUUGGCCUUAGAGUCCAAAGAAGGUGACAAAUUUCAUUGAUUCGCUGCGUGAAAAACUGAAUAAUUAACGUUCGAUCGCCGCAACUACUGUUUUUUCAUGUAGCGAGUAAAAAAAAAAAAACUUUCGGCAAGUAUCAGUGAGUACAGCAAUCAACUAAAAUGCUUUUUUUAAAACUGUCUAAAUUCGAUAGUUUUUAUUGCUAUAGACAGAUCGUGGAACUAAGUGUCGAUCAACACUUGUAUGAUUCACAGUGAAUUCCAUCGCUAAUCAUUAAAAAAAAAAAAAAAAAAAAUGAAAAAAAAAUUGAUAUUGAGUUCUUAACAAGUUCUCAGUUUGUAUGUAUAUCUAAUUGUAUCUACAUUUUAUUAAAUUAUGUACAUUUUGUAGGAUUAUAAUCGCGAAAAACUAAUAAUGUCUUGUAUAUUUAGGGAGAGACAAAAAAAAGAACAUUGAAAAAUGUCCCCGUUUUAUUAGUUAAUUACAUAAUCGAGACAAAUUUUUUGACAUGAUUUUUUUCACUAAAAUCAUGUAUAAAAAAAAAUAUUAUAGCAGCUAUUAAUAAUCAAGUAGGGGGGAAAAAAGCUGCUGAAAAUUGUAAACAUUUCAGUAAAAAAAAAAAAAAAAGAAAACAAAUAA